Molecule: messenger RNA, 2454 nt
Organism: Symbiodinium natans
Lineage: Eukaryota; Dinophyceae; Suessiales; Symbiodiniaceae
Source: the annotation of a GenBank genome assembly
AUGGAGCCUCUGGCAGAGGCCAGCGGCAAGGCGAUUGCGACCACGCUGGGCAAGCUGAUAGUGGCUGGCGAUGCUGAGAAAAGCACAGAAGAUCUAGCUUCGAAAGCAGGGGCUGCUGGCGUAAAGGCCGGAAUCGCUGCGGGCUUGCUUCCAGGCCCGGCAGCAGAUGCGGGCAUCGAGGCUGCAGCACAAGUGCUGACCAAGAUGAGGCCUCCAACCAGUCCGGGGGACGUGGCGACCCUGGCCGUUUUGGCACAGACGGUCGCAGCCACGGCGAGUCUCCGGCACUGCCAGGCAGCCGAAGUGGCAGCUGCAGCAGCGGCCACUCACGCUGUCCGCGCUGCCAGGGCAGCGAACGAGGAUCACGCAACAAUGCUGGCCGGGUCUUGCGCUGCGGGCCUCCAGGCUGGUGAUGCUGUGGGCCUAACGGCAGCCCGCAGUGCUGAAGUGAUCUGCUUGGCUGUGACCUGGGCAGUCCUCGAUGCCACCAUGACUGCAUCGACAAGCACGGAGGACGCCUUGGCCACGGCAGAGCAGGUCGUGGAGAAGGUAAACGAGCUUGCAGAGACCAGCUCCGACCGAUUGCGGCAUUGUGCCGUCAAGACGGCCGCGCACGCAGCCGCCUGCGCGAAAGCACUGCAAGGAGAAGCCGCAGCAGCCCCAAAGGCUGCAGCCGCUGCAGCUACCCAGCAGGGACAGAAACAGAAGUUGCCCCUCAAUGAUGUUCAGGGCCUGGCCGUCUUAACAGCCGCACGUGCAGCCACAUCAAAUGCCAUGUCAACAUGCUGCUCGUUAGAGGAGGCAGUGCUACAGGUGUCUUCUGCUGCUGAGCGCGCAGCACUGGAUGUUGGGCUGCCUCCAGAAAAGGCCUGUGAGUGUGCGAGCCUCCAUGCCGGCUCAGCAGCCGGGCACGUGGCGAAUUUGGAAGCGAAGCCGCUGGAAAAGGCUGCUGCAACUGCUGGCCACGCCGUGGUUUCCAAGGCUCUUGAGGCUGGGAUGAAUCCUAGCAUCGCAGCAACUGCAGCAGUGGCGAUGGUUGCUAGGUUUGUGCUGGAACAGAGCCUGGCUUUGAAGAAUGCCAGCAUUGAAGAAGCUUCGGAGGCUGCAGGGAACAACGCCGUUGCAGCUGGCCGGCUGGCUGGAAUGUUUCCGCAAGUGGCUGGCGAGGUGGCGCUGGCAACGGUCGCGCGUGUGGUUGGCCAGGAGGCCCUGGACCGGCGCUUGGACUUGGAAGAGGCGGUAGACGAAGCAGCCACGGCAGCAAAGUUGGCAUGGCUGGGCGCGCAUCUGGCACCCGAUCGUGCUUCCUACCAUGCAUCCAUCAGUGCGGGCAUGUUCUGUGGCAGGGCCCUCCUCACAAAAGGUGCAAGUCUGGGCGAGACUGCAUCUUCAGCAGGUCAAGCAGCAGCAGCCGCAGCUUUAGAUGCCCGCUUGGCAAUCAGCCAGGUCGCCAAGUGUGCAGCUUUGGCGGCAGGUGCCCUUGCAGCAGAGGCAUCUUUCACAGAAGGAAAGCCUGGCAGCGUGGCAGCCGCGGCAGCCGCCACGCAUGCCUUCGCAGCUGCAGAGUCGCAGGGGAUGAACCGAAAGGCCGCUGCAGAAGCCGCUGCGCUGGCUGCCGGCGCUGCCGCGGCCGCCGGUGCAUUGUCGAAGGGCCAGCCACGAGACGCUGCUGCGAAGUGCGCUGGCGAGGCGGCAGAGCGGCUUCUGGAGAGCUACGGUUUCAGCAAGGAGGCUGCCGCCUCCGCUGCUGCUCUGGUCGCCGGCCGCGCAGCAGGUGAUGGAGCGCUGGGUGCCAACCGCUCGCCUCACGAGGCGGCCAAGGAGGCCUCGGCUGCAGCCGCGGCGUUUGCGGGAGUCCGCGGCGUCGACGCCUCCGUCGCCGCCCGAGCUGCCAGGGCCUUGUUAGAGGAGUAUCCGACCAGCGCUCUGGGCUCGCGGCCUCGAUUGCCCGUGGCCGCCCCUCAAGCGCCCCUGGAUGCCGGCGCAGUCCGUGCGGUGGAGGCCGCGCCGGGCGAGGACGAGCCUGCCUUGGCUGCCGGAGUCCUGGAGCCCAGGCGGAAUCGCCGGAAGGAUGGCGAGUUCCUGGGCGGUGGGGCGGGCGCAGCCCCAGACGGCAGCGACGACGACCCUGACGCGCACAAGCCGGCCUGGCAGAGGAAAGACCUCGACAAGGAGCUUGAGGAGAUUGGCGCCAUCGAGGAAGCCGCCAUCCGGAUCCGAAGAGACCUCCAAAACCUGACCGAGGAGAGCGAGAGGGCCCAGGUGGACGCCGAAGCCGCCGCCUUGAUGCUGGACCUGCAAGGCGCCUCCAGCACGGCAAGGCGGAGCUCUACCGCAGCGGACUUGGAGGCCAUGGCCCUCCUGGCGGAACUUCAUGGCGGUGUACUACCGGAGCGGUCGACAGGGCAAAUGCAGGCGAGUGCUGCCCGCCAAGCAGCCGCAGCCACGGCCUAA